Molecule: messenger RNA, 449 nt
Organism: Dentiscutata erythropus
Lineage: Eukaryota; Fungi; Glomeromycota; Glomeromycetes; Diversisporales; Gigasporaceae
Source: the annotation of a GenBank genome assembly
AUGGCUUCGUCAAACACUCCUGGGUUUAAAUAUCUUAAAUUUUUUAAGCCUGACUUUCAUACUGAAAUUGCAAGCAUCUUAAAAGAUGAGCCAAUGUUAAAGGAUGUUAUAACUCUUGUUCUUCAAAAUCCAGAACGAGAAAGAGAAAUUUUAACCAUUCAUAAGGUUAAAGUUAUUCGAUAUAAUGAAAUUAAAGUUUUUAAUUUUGAAAAUGAGGCUGAUAAUAAGAAUGGAUGGCUUACUACUGAUAAAGGAACAGAAGCGAACGAAAAACUUAGUAAGAGUAAAAAGCAUUCUCAAAUGUUAGUCAUCUUGAGGCAUACUAUAUGGAUUCACCGGUUGAAUCCUCAGGCUUAUAACGCUGAGAUGCGACUCGGUACACUGAUAUUUAGACUUUUGGCAGCUGUAUCUGAACUACAAAAAUCAAAAUUUUUCAAUGCUGCGAUAAG